Cryphonectria parasitica EP155 is the source of this 1930-nucleotide messenger RNA. Its product is annotated as malate synthase, glyoxysomal. The transcript is spliced from 5 exons. NCBI's taxonomy places the organism in Eukaryota, Fungi, Ascomycota, Sordariomycetes, Diaporthales, Cryphonectriaceae. Gene Ontology annotation, cellular component: cytoplasm; peroxisomal matrix. Gene Ontology annotation, molecular function: malate synthase activity. The coding region runs from base 1 to 1629 and encodes 542 amino acids. Gene Ontology annotation, biological process: glyoxylate cycle. The record is from RefSeq and is a predicted model, not a curated record.
AUGGCCUCCACCGAUACCAUUCUGCAGGGCGUCAGCAUCCUCGGCGCCGUCCAGGAGGAGCACCGCAAGAUCCUGACCCCCCAGGCCGUCGCCUUCCUGGCCCUGCUGCACCGCUCCUUCAACGGCACGCGCAAGCAGCUGCUGGAGCACCGCAAGAUCCGCCAAGCUGAGCUGGACAAGGGCGUUCUCCCAGAUUUCCUGCCCGAAACUAAGCACAUCCGCGAUAAUGCCACCUGGAAGGGUGCACCACCGGCACCGGGGCUGGUGGACCGCCGUGUCGAGAUCACAGGCCCGACGGAUCGCAAGAUGGUUGUGAACGCAUUGAACUCGGAUGUCUGGACCUAUAUGGCUGAUUUUGAGGACUCCUCCGCGCCGACAUGGGAGAAUAUGAUCAACGGCCAGGUCAACCUGUAUGAUGCCAACCGGAGACAGGUGGACUUCAAGCAAGGCAGCAAGGAGUACAAGCUGCGCACGGACCGGACGCUUCCCACACUCAUUGUUCGCCCUCGUGGUUGGCACCUCGACGAGAAGCACGUCACGGUGGACGGCGAGCCCAUAUCGGGAUCACUCUUCGACUUUGGCCUGUACUUUUACCACAAUGCCUUCCAGCUGGUGAAGCUGGGCUUCGGCCCUUACUUUUACCUGCCUAAGAUGGAGUCGCAUCUCGAGGCGCGGCUGUGGAACGACGUCUUCAACCUAGCACAGGACUAUAUCGGCAUGCCCCGCGGCACCAUCCGCGGCACGGUACUGAUCGAGACCAUCCUGGCCGCCUUUGAGAUGGACGAGAUCAUCUACGAGCUGCGCGAUCACUCGAGCGGGCUCAACUGCGGCCGCUGGGACUACAUCUUCAGUGUCAUCAAGAAAUUCCGCCAGAACAGCAACUUUGUCCUUCCCGAUCGCAGCGCCGUCACCAUGACCGUCCCAUUUAUGGAUGCAUAUGUCAAACUGCUCAUCCAGACCUGCCACAAGCGCGGAGUACACGCCAUGGGCGGUAUGGCCGCCCAGAUCCCCAUCAAGGACGACAAGGCGGCCAAUGAUAAGGCCAUGGAUGGUGUGCGGGCUGAUAAGCUGCGGGAGGUGCACGCAGGACAUGAUGGAACUUGGGUCGCCCAUCCUGCCCUGGCACCUAUCGCCACCGAGAUCUUCAACAAGAACAUGCCGACGCCCAACCAGCUCUUCAAUCGCCGCGAGGACGUCAGCAUCGGACAGAACGACCUGCUGAACAUGAAUGUACCAGGAAAGAUCACCGAGGAGGGCAUCCGCAAGAACCUCAACAUUGGUCUCGGCUAUAUGGAGGCCUGGGUCAGGGGCGUCGGAUGUGUCCCCAUCAACUAUCUCAUGGAGGACGCUGCGACGGCUGAGGUGUCUCGGAGCCAGCUCUGGCAGUGGGUCCGCCACGGCGUGACCACCGCCGAGGGCAAGCGCGUCGACAAGGCCUACGCGCUCAAGCUUCUCAAGGAGCAGGCCGACGAGCUUGCCAAGAAGGCUGGCCAGGGCAACAAGUUCCACCUGGCUGCACAGUACUUCUCGGGCCAGGUGACGGGCGAGGACUAUGCCGACUUUUUGACUUCAUUGCUUUAUAACGAAAUCACUACCGUGGGGAACGCCGCGCCUGCGUCAAAGCUGUGAGCCGUCCAAGGGACACGAAACGAACCCUCUUGAAAGCCACUGAAACGAGGAUCUGCCGGCGUGGCUUUUUUUCCUUGACGGUUUCCUCCCCGAUAUGUGGUUCUCUGAUUUAGCAUUAUUGUACUGUACAAUCAUUCCAAGCCAUAUUCGUCAUGAUGUGUUGUGAAGGGGGUGUGUAAUUGUGUGUGUAUGUGCCGAGAAACGGGAGGGAAGCCAAAGAGAAACAGAAUGACAAUUACUUUUUUUUUUUCCUGUCUUUUUCUUCCCCAAAGGAAAAACCAACAAAAAGACUUCACUACUG